ACAGAAAGUAGCCUCUGCUGUCAUUGCCGUGGAGCUGGGCGGAUGCUGGUGAGCGCUGCGGACACAGAAGUGCAACAUUCAAGCAGGGAUCCGGAAAGUGUGAGAGUGUGGAGGAGGAGUGGAGUAAAGAGGAGAGGAGAGGCAGGUCGUCUCCCUCCUUCACCCGGCUGGGCUCAUUUCUGCAGCAUCCUCCCGCUUCACCAUGGAUCUCUGGAGUAAAAAAGUCUGGGGGAUUAUCACGCAGGUCACCCUGAUACUUCUCAGCUCGUACGGGGCAACAAAAGGAGAGGUGUGUCACAGUCCGCUAGUUUCCAAUCUGCUGCCGUCGUCCUUCAGAAGCUCCUCGCAGUUGUCGGGCAGCCAUGGGCCGGGCUUCGCUAAGCUGAACCGCAGAGAAGGAGCUGGAGGUUGGUCUCCUCUGAGCUCAGACAGAUAUCAGUGGUUGGAGGUGGACCUGGGCGGGCGGACACAUAUCACCGCUGUUUCUACGCAGGGUCGCUAUGGCAGCUCCGAUUGGCUGACGGCCUACCUGCUGAUGUUCAGCGACACGGGACACAACUGGAAGCAGUAUCGACAGGAAGACAGCAUAGAGGCUUUUCCAGGUAACAGUAAUGCAGACAGUGUGGUCCAGCACAAGCUCCAGCAUCCGGUGAUCGCCCGCUACGUCCGCCUCCUCCCCCUGGACUGGAAUCCCAAUGGUCGGAUUGGACUCAGACUGGAGACCUAUGGAUGUGCUCACGACUCUGUCGUGGUGAGCCUCGAUGGCCGCAGCAGCCUCCUCUUCAGGUUGAGUCCCAGGCCGAGGCAGAUGACCAGGGAGAGCAUCUCUCUGACCUUUAAAACCCUGAGGAACUCUGGGACACUUCUGCACGCUGAGGGACAGAGCGAGCACAGCCUCGUCCUCGAGUUAGAGAAAGGAAAGCUUCUGCUGCUCCUCCGAAAAGGCCGGAGUUCUUCUCCCGACAGCGAGCAUGUCGUGUCUCUGGGCAACCUGUUAGACGACCAGCACUGGCACCACGUCGCCGUGGAGCAUCACAGCACUCACCUCAACCUCACCGUGGACAAGAGCACACUGUGGGUGCAGAUCCCACCAAGACUCACCCACUGGGACCAUGACCAGUUUUAUAUUGGUCGUGUUUCCACCGUACAGAUGAGUGUGGGAGCAGACCACGGCCUCGGCUCUCGGAGGUCAGUCGGGUUGAACAGAAAUUUCCACGGCUGUUUGGAAAACCUGGUUUACAACGGCGUGAACCUGGUAGACCUCGCUAAGAAGAAAGACCAGCGGGUCACUGUGAAGGGCACUGUGACCUUUUCUUGUGCUGAACCCGUUUUUGUUGCCAUGACGUUCACCAGCCCCCAAAGCUUCCUCCGGUUGCCGCCGUUGACAGAAGCGUCAUCAACAGGCACGUCGGUGGGGCUUCAGUUUCGGACGUGGAACAAGGCGGGGCUGCUGCUGACCUUCGACCUCCCGAAGCAAGAGGGUGCGGUGUGGCUGUACCUGAGCAAAGCCAGGGUCCACCUCCAGAUCCACAAGUCUGGCAGGGCGCCGCUGGACCUCAACGCAGGCUCAGCUCUGAAUGACGGUCAGUGGCACUCUGUGGAGCUGAUCUCCAGACGAGGACAUCUGACGGUCUCCGUGGACGGAGGUGAAGGAGCCACAGCUCACGCCAGUCCUCCGUUCCCCAUUACCACGGGAGGUCAACUUUUCUUCGGUGGUUGCCCCCCUGAAGGGAGCAGCCAGGAGUGUAUGAACCCCUUCAAGGCUUUCCAGGGAUGCAUGCGCCUGCUGACUGUGCACAACCAGCCGGUGGACUUGAUCCCGGUGCAGCAGAGGCUGAUGGGAAACUACAGUCACCUCCAGAUCGACAUGUGUGGCAUCAUCGACAGGUGCUCUCAGAGUCACUGUGAACAUGGAGGCAGCUGCAGUCAAUCAUGGAGCACCUUCCACUGUAACUGCUCCGGCACCGGCUACAACGGAGCCACCUGUCACAGCUCGAUAUACGAACAGUCCUGUGAGGCGUACAAACACAAAGGCAACACGUCGGGCUAUUAUUACAUUGACGUGGAUGGCAGCGGACCCAUCAGACCACAGCUGAUGUACUGCAACAUGACAGAGGACAAGACCUGGAUGGUGAUCCAGCACAACAACACGGAUCUGACGAGAGUCCGACCGUCGCCGGGAAAGGACCAGCACUCGGCUCACUUUGAAUACGCAUCUGAGGAGGAGCAGCUGGCGGCCGUCGUUGGCCAAUCAGAGCACUGCGAGCAGGAGCUGACCUACCUCUGCAGGAAGUCCCGCCUCCUCAACACACCGGACGGCCCUCUGCUCAGCUGGUGGGUGGGAGGUCCAGGUGCAGGAAAGGUGCAGACUUAUUGGGGCGGAGCUCCGCCCGGCAGCCAGCAGUGUUCCUGUGGCCUGCAGGAGAACUGUGUGAACCCCAAACACUACUGCAACUGUGACGCUGACCGCACCGAAUGGGCCAAUGACUCAGGCCUGCUGACCCAUAAGGAGGCCCUCCCUGUCAGAUCUCUGGUGCUGGGUGACGUCCAGAGGCCCGGCUCAGAGAGCGCCUACAGGGUCGGGCCUCUCCUUUGUCAUGGAGACAGUAAGUCAGAAAACAUCUGGAACGCUGCAUUUUUUGACAAGGAGACGUCGUACCUCCACUUUCCCACAUUCCACGGAGAGCUGAGUGCCGACAUCUCCUUCCUGUUUAAAACCACUUCAUCCUCCGGCGUCUUCCUGGAAAACCUGGGCAUCAAAGACUUCAUUCGGAUCGAACUGGGCUCUUCCACCGAGGUCCUCUUCUCCUUCGACGUGGGUAACGGUCCGCUGGAGGUGCGCGUGACGGCCGGCUCGCCGCUGAAUGAUGACAGGUGGCACCGCCUUCGAGCCGAGCGCAACGUUAAAGAGGCCUCGCUCCGUCUCGACGAGCUCCCCGCUGCCACGCAGGAGGCUCCUGCUGAUGGGCACAUCCACCUGCAGCUCAACAGCCAGUUAUUUAUAGGCGGCACGGCCUCCAGGCAGAAGGGCUUUCGGGGUUGCAUUCGCUCUCUGCAGCUGAAUGGCGUCACCCUGGACCUGGAGGAGAGAGCCAGGAUCACGCCCGGGGUUCAGGCGGGAUGUCCGGGCCACUGCAGCAGCUAUGGCUCACUCUGCCGGAACCAGGGUCGCUGCUUGGAGAGGCCCAACAGCUUUUCCUGCGACUGUGGCUCGUCUGCUUACACCGGAGCCUUCUGUGACAGAGAGGUUUCAGCCAGCUUCAAGUUGGGAACAUCCGUCAGCUUCACUUUCAAUGAGCCGGCGUUGAACGAGCUGAACAGGAGCCGCAGCAGCUCCCUGUCCUCCUCCAUCCAGUCCGACAUGAACCUGAGAGCAGAGAACGUCUCCCUGAGCUUCAGGACCAGCCAGAGUCCCGCUCUGCUCCUCUAUGUGGGCUCCUACCACACAGAGUACCUGGCUCUGCUGCUCAACAAGCAUGACAUGCUGGAGGUGAGAUACAGACUGGAUAGCAGCAAAGAUGCUGAGAUCCUGAGGAGCACAGUGAGAAACCUCGCCAACGGACAGCUUCAUGCUGUCAUCAUCAGCAGACUGGCAGACGCCGUCUCUGUGCAGAUUGACCAGAACGCCAAAGAGGACUUCAACCUGACAUCUGAUGUAGAGUUCAAUGCCAUCCGGUCGCUGGUUCUCGGCACGGUGCACGACUCUAGUGAGUUGGAUCCGGAGCUGUCUCGGCUCGCCUCCCUGGGUUUCACAGGCUGUCUGUCUGGCGUCCUCUUUAACUCCGUCAGCCCUCUGAAAGCGGCUCUGCUCCACCCGGACACCAGCCCCGUCUUCGUUACCGGCCCACUGGUCCAGUCCAUUUGUGGCUCCACUUCAGCCAAUCCCUACGCAGCAGAAACCACACACCACCUAUCAGGCCAGUCUGGAUCAGUGGGAAGAGGUCAGCCUGUGGUGAAUGCCAUCAGGAGUGACUCAGCUCUAAUUGGAGGUGUGAUAGCGGUGGUGAUCUUCGUGACCGUGUCAGCGUUGGCCGUGAUGGCCCGAGUCCUCUACAGGAGGAAAGGGACGUGUCAGCGCCGGGAAGCCAAAGCGGCGAAGCCCGACGACAACCCGGAGCUGGCGUUCAGCAGCCAGACCGGCUCAAACAACGGUCCCAGUGAGAACCAGAGGGAAUAUUUUAUUUAGGUGGAGGUUGGACCUGCUGCUGACCGGACAGAGACAGAGACGACUUCUCAAGCCUCAGUGCUUUACGAUACACACUCUGUACACAGUGAGCCCGAGCAGAGACUCCAGCAGAACUGUACACUCGUGUUCUGUCUUCUUUUCUCUUGUUCUUGCUUCUGUGGUUUGUAAAGACUGUAUAAAGAUGCACCAGAACAAAGUGUUGAAUUUGUAAUAUGUCAGUCCUGCCACAGAGUCGAUCAAUUGUAAAUACUUAAUGACUUUAUAUCAAUCAGUCCUUUUCUGUGUCUUGUUGAAACGAUGAAAUGAGGAACUGUAUUUUUCAUGGAGUUGCUGGUAUGAAAGUUUAAACAGCUUUGUUGGGUCUGACAUGAUCUGAAUACAUUUUUCCGACAUGGACAAUGAAUGUUUAAUGUUUUGAGUGAGUCAGUUAUUUGAAUGUCCAGUUGUUUGUUGUUGUUUUGUAUUCAUUAUUUUUUUGCACCUGCUGUGUUCACAUUGAACAUUUCUCAUUUUCUCUAAAGUUCUGUGAUUUUCUUUCAUUACGUCGCAGCAUGAAGCAAAGCUGGACUAUUUAUUUUCCUUUGCUUGAUUUUUCUUCUUUCGGUCACUUUCCCGCCUCCGGCUCUCAGUGUAGUUCUGAACAGUGAACGUGUUGAGACGGACCCGGUUACUGUGGACUUUCUGUUCAUUCCAACUCAAAACAUGUCCUGUUUCUUUUAAACUCGCAUCCCAUUUUCUAUAAUAUACAGUAUGUGUGUGAUAUCCACGAGUUACUUUUCGUAGCUUCUGCUGAGAACGUUGGCUGAGACCAGCCUGCAUCGAGACGUUGCGGUUUUUCACAUGUACAGUAUUUGUCCCUGUCUUGCCAUUCUGUUAAAUCUCAGAGAAGCCAGAAAUCAAUAUGGUCGAUGUCUCACAUUCUUAUUUAUCAAUCCAGACCAAAACAUCUCGAUCGAUAAACAGCACUAAAGAGGAAUAAUGUCUAUUUUAGAUUUUGGGGUGAACUGACCCUUUGAUAUAUGAUCAGAGUAGCUGCUUCUCUGUCACAUAAUGUAAUCCCUCCAACAGCCAACCUGACGUCUAAACAUGAUAAAUAUUUUACUCCUAAUACCACGGCAUGCUCGAAAAAUGAGGCUCAGCUUUCUACCAAACUGAACAUAAAACCCGGUGAGAUGAGCUGCAGCCUGUUGGUACUGCAUGCUGUGGCAAAGCCCCAUCAUCUGUAAACUAUAACACACACAGACGUGAGACAUCGGAGUGUUGGUUUGAGGAAUCAGUUUGUGGUUUUUGGUUCAUCACAGAUAUUUUAGUGAGAAACAAUUCCAUUUAGUGAAAAUAAACAGUUUGAUCUCUUCUUUCCCUUCGGCUUGAUUACAGUCCUGCAGCAGCAUUACUGACGCCAGUAAGAUCUAUUCUAAAAGCAGAGUCUUUGUAGAGCCCAAUCAAUGAACAGGAGAUUCUGAGGUCGAUCAAUGGAAAACCUUUAAACACCUGAAUAGAGCAGCAUCGUUUGAGGUUUAGACACCUGAACGUCUGAAUCAAUUAUCUCUCUGUUACCACACAUUUACAUCCCUGCAUGUUUGGCCCUUUUAAGGCAGAUUUGAGAUGGGUGUUUCCUACACAAUGGGACAUUUCUGAUGGAUAGUCAUAUUCAUCUGUCUGCAGAGAAGAGAUAGCUGUGAGCGGCCGCUUUGUGAAGCAUCCAGGUGCAGAAGAUGUAAUGCUAAUUCUUGUCACUGGCCCACCCAGCCUCUCUCCGGGCUGCAGCGAUAACACUCGGACGCAGAGCUUUGACAUGUGAUGGGUCCGCCCACAGCCUGCUGUCCGCCCUCUACCCACACACACACACACACACACACACACAGGGCUCUGGUGAUCCAGAUGACUGCGUGGUUGUCAGGCGGUGUUAUUUACUGACAGACCUUUAAUAAUAACGCUUCAUUAGGGAGAACAAAGAGAGGAUGUGUUGUAAUGACACGAGCCGCAGCAAGUGAAGAGUAUUAUGUUCUUUCAGCCAAACCAGAAUUAUGUGACAAUGUGCUGCCAUAAAUCUGAUUAUUAUGAAUGCAAUAGCAAAGAAAUGAGAAACUGUAGUCAAUGGAAGGGACACAAAACAGGCACCACCACAGACAGAUUCAGUCUAAGUUUUAUGUUUAAUUCUGCAGAAAAUUCAAGCGGCUAAUGUCCAUUUUUGUUGGUACGUCCAGACUGAGUUGGGUUUGGGGCUAAAAUGUGAUUUAUUACUAUUUUACUUGUACUUACUUACAACCCACACAUACAACCCACUGUCUCACUUUAUCACACGUGCACCAUUCUGCAUCCCCUCCAUACAGACAAAUGUGUUUAAUGGUUAU
This is a messenger RNA of Anarrhichthys ocellatus (wolf-eel), 6540 nucleotides long. RefSeq names its product contactin-associated protein-like 4. The record is from RefSeq and is a predicted model, not a curated record. The transcript is spliced from 24 exons. Lineage: Eukaryota; Metazoa; Chordata; Actinopteri; Perciformes; Anarhichadidae. The coding region runs from base 203 to 4186 and encodes 1327 amino acids.